Messenger RNA from Branchiostoma floridae (Florida lancelet), 1287 nucleotides. RefSeq names its product cytosolic 5'-nucleotidase 3-like. The record is from RefSeq and is a predicted model, not a curated record. The transcript has 2 exons. Lineage: Eukaryota; Metazoa; Chordata; Leptocardii; Amphioxiformes; Branchiostomatidae. Gene Ontology annotation, molecular function: magnesium ion binding; 5'-nucleotidase activity. Gene Ontology annotation, cellular component: cytoplasm. Bases 202 to 1095 code for a protein of 297 amino acids.
AAGAUCUACUCACAUAUUUUGGUACAGCCCAAUGUGGGUUCAUGACCCAGCAGUUCGUGGGAUUCCGUCUAUGUGGACAUUGGACAAGUUUCUCACGACUUGAACACGAUUUGUGUGCCAGCCUUGCGUUUCAGUUUGUCUGGACACGUGCCACAGUGUGAAGUGGCAUCCUCAGUGUUAAGUCUUUGCAAGAGACUGAUUAUGUCCAGUUCAUCGAUGCUACACUUGCUGCGAUUGGUCGAACAAGACCACAUCCACAUCACUGAUGCCAACCAUGUUGAGCAGGUCCUGUCCAACCUCGUGGCAGCAGGGAAGCAGAAGUUGCGUGUCAUCAGCGAUUUCGACCAGACUCUCAGCCGGUACGCAGUGGACGGUGUGAGGUGUCCGAUGAGUCAUGACGUCAUCGCUCAGUCCAGCCUUAUGUCUGAACAAACCCGGGUGAAGGUGAAAAAGGUGGUGGAUUAUUAUUACCCAAAAGAGAUCUCCCUAACCAUCCCUAUGUCAGAGAAGGUUCAGCUGAUGGUGGAUUACUGGACUCAAAUCCACGACAUCUUCCUGGCCUCUGAUCUGAACCAACAGGACAUCUCAUCCACCAUACACAGUAACAGCCCACCCCUACGGGAAGGCUACGACGCUUUCAUGAGCGCGCUUCACCAACACGACAUCCCGCUGCUCGUGUUUUCGGCCGGGCUCGGAGACGUCAUCCAAGAGAUGUUUGCCAAGUACAGCGUCGUGUAUCCAAACUGCCGCGUCGUCUCGAAUUUCAUGAAGUUUGACGACGCAGGGAAGCUUGUCGGCUUCCAUGAUCCAUUGAUCCACAUCUUCAACAAGAACAAGAGCGUGCUGCCAGACGAGAGCUACUUCACUGAGCAACGCAAGCGCACAAAUGUCAUUCUUCUCGGAGAUUCACCGGGAGAUCUACAAAUGGCAGACGGCGUGCCAAAUGUAGAGAACGUGUUGAAGAUAGGGUACCUGAACGCCCAUCUGGAGAGACUGGACCUGUUCACAGAGCUGUAUGACAUUGUGCUUGUUGAGGAUGAAACCAUGGAUGUGGUGAACUCAAUACUGCAGAAGAUCAUAGAUCCUUCCUGCUAAGAAAAUGGUGCAAUCUUUAUGGUUUUACAUAUUAACUAAAAUGAUUUUUCACUUUUGGAAAUAAGACAUUUUUGUACUCAUACAUGUAUGCUUAUAUUAUAUACAAGAAAUAUGUAUGACAAUUUCAGUCAAGGCCAUGUCUUGAUAUAGAGGUCCCAUUUUCACAAGCUUGGUUUGUCUAUUGCGACAGAA